AUGCCGUUGGUAAGGGAGGCCCUGAAUGCAGCUUCCAAAGAUGAACAAGCCGUGAGCCGUGUGAUUUUCCUGGACAUCGAUGGUGUGUUAAAUCGCACCCGCGCGGCCACGCACAUUCGCCUGGAUGAGGAUUUGAUGCUGCUGUUGAAGGACUUGGCCCUUCAGAGUGAUGCCCACAUUGUGCUGUCCACGUAUUGGCGUCACUUCACUGAAUAUAUCAGGUACGUGCUGACGAGGUAUGGCAUCCCGGGCUGGAAGGUGCUGGGUGCCACCCCUGGACUUGGCCAUUUGGAGGGCAGCUGCUUUGAUGACAAGGUGUACGCCAGCAGGAGCGAAGAAAUUUCUUCCUGGCUGCAGGACCAUCCUACGGUGAGCCACUUCGUGAUCUUGGACGAUCGGCGCACCGCAGGUUUUGGAGCGUUGGCGCCUCACUUUGUCCAUUGCAGGAGCGAGCUGGGACUGACCAAAGAGGAUGUACAGCUGGCUUUGGAGAUUCUGCAACUGCCGCGGGCCGCGCUGGCGGCUGUCAAACCUGGACAAAGAUCUGCCAUAGCCGUUGCUGUGGCGGCCUACGCUGCGGAGGUCGACGGUGGCUCCGCCUCUGAUGAGUCCGGUGGGGGCAACGAUGAUGCUGCUCUUGGGGAAGAGACUCAGCAGAGGUCUACGGCAAGAUGGACCGAUGAGGACUGGAGGUUGUGGAACUCCGGGGGUUGGUGGGAGGUUCCUGAUGAACGUGGAGGUGGCAACGACAAGAUCGUGGCCCCAGAGUUUUCUGGGGAAGAGGACCGUGAUGGAACUCGUGCUCGCAGCUACUUGAGGAAGAUCGAGGCAUGGCGGAGGGUUACCAGGCUCAAACCCAACAAGCGGGCCUUGGUCUUGUACAACGGCCUCACUGGUAAAGCAUGGCAUGAUGCUGAGGAGAUCGAUGUGAAGAUGCUUGACUCCAACGACGGUGUCGAGAAGUUCAUCGGCUGGAUCACCCAGCGCUACCUGGACAAGGAGGUCGUGAAGGCGGGCAGGUACAUGAGUGACUUCUUCAAGCUCUUUAAGCGGGGCACGAACCAGGACAUCAGGGACUACAACAGCGAGUUCGAUCGCCAUCUUACGAAGCUCAAAGAGGUUGGCUGUGUUUUGCCGGGAGUCUGCAGCUCAUGGUGGUACAUCGACAAGCUGAGGUUGGACAAUGCAACGGAGUUGAGCCUCUUGUCAUCCGUCAACAACCAGUAUGACUUGGGGCGAUUGCAAGAAGCUGCAGUUGUGCAGGACCGCAUGAACCGGCGCCUUUGGGAGACCGGGCGGAGAAGUGACAACAAGGACAACAAGAAGAACCAGCAGGCCUACAUGACUGAGCUUGACGACAUCCCUGAGGACAUGGAGGACUUCGAGGAUGCCGAGGACUUUGACGAGACCUACGUCCCUGACGAUGAGGACCCUGAAGCCCACGAGGCAUUUGUGGCCUUUCAGAAUGCCAAGGCGAAGUACAACAACGUGCUGAAGGCUCGUGGCACUACUUUGACUAAGAGCCGUGAGGAAGCUCUUAGUCGAGCGAAGGCACGAUCUUUCUGUUCGGCAUGUGGCAAGAAGGGCCAUUGGCAUAAGGAUGCGGAGUGCCCCAAGAACAAGGGCACGGGAGCUGCAGUGGCUCCCCAUGUGACCCACGUCGCCUUCUAUGCGGAGGGCACCCAGUUGGACACCAUCGUGGACUGUGCGUGCAGCCGCACGCUGGCGGGAACUAUGUGGUGCAGGAAGUACAUCGAGCUGGCGAAGGACAACGGCAUCCCCUACAUCAUCAUCAACCAGGACGAGACCUUCAAGUUUGGUGGGCCGAAGCUCUACCCGUCCAAGAAGGCGAUCAUCGGGUGGCUGGCCAUUCAAGGCCGUUGGUUUUUGAUCAAGAUAGCUCUGGUGGCAGCACAAGUGCCGCUUCUCUUGAGCCGGCCCGUGCUGGGCUCACUUGGAAUGAACUACAAGAUGGACAUCAAUGUGGCGGACUUCACAAAGCUUAGCCUUUAG
Cladocopium goreaui is the source of this 2013-nucleotide messenger RNA. NCBI's taxonomy places the organism in Eukaryota, Dinophyceae, Suessiales, Symbiodiniaceae. The record is from the annotation of a GenBank genome assembly.